Molecule: messenger RNA, 1794 nt
Organism: Peniophora sp. CBMAI 1063
Lineage: Eukaryota; Fungi; Basidiomycota; Agaricomycetes; Russulales; Peniophoraceae
Source: the annotation of a GenBank genome assembly
AUGGCGCGAGGUCACCUCAGAUCCUGGUUCUGGGGUGUAUAUACGCGUAGCGCUCUCCGUGGAGGUCUACGCGCUACCGGACGACAAGGCGCGAUGAAACUGCGGGCCAUCUUAUUGCUCAGCGCUCUCGGCGCGCUCGCCUCGGCCGAGCAGGUCGUGCUUAACAGCAACAUCAAGGACAAGGAGGACUCGCCGUACACCGUCUUCCCGCCCAUCAAACGCGUCGCCGUCGUCGGCGCUGGGCCGUCGGGGCUGCAAGUCGCUGCUGAGCUCAAAGAGCAUGGGUUCAAUGUUACGAUUUUCGAUCGUGCGCCGGGUCCUGGUGGGAAUUGGAGGUUUACGGAUGAGAUUCCUGUGAGGGAGUCGUACCCCGACGCCCCUCUGGACCUUGCACCAGCUAUCCCCUCCACCCUCCCGCACACCGAAAUAUACACCGACGGCCAAGACGGCCUCACGGUCGACCAGCGCUGGCGCGCACACUGGGUCCCGCGCCCCGUGUGGAAAAACCUGCACACGAACUCGCCAAUCUCCAUCACUGACUUGCCCGGUGUGCCGUACCCCGCUGGCUCGCCGUGGUCGCCUAGUCAGGAUACGGUCACGAAGCAUGUGCGGGGGUACGCGGCGAUACACGGGUUGGCGAGCGACGAUGAUGAGGGGGUGGUGGCGUAUAACACUCGCGUCGAGCGGUUGCGCAAGGACGAAGAGGCCGGGAAAUGGACGUUGACGCUCAAGAAAGUCCGUAAGCUUACCGAGACGAACCGGCUCGAGGCGACGUGGUACGAGCAGGAGUUCGACGCCGUAGUCGUCGCGCUCGGACUCGACGCCGAGCUGCCGCAUGUGCCCGAGAUCGAGGGGAUCGAGGGGUGGAGCAAGGUUAAGGACGAGAAGAGCGCGACGGGGUGGGGGAUCUAUCACUCGAGGGGGUAUAGGCGGCCCGAGCAUUAUGCCAAUAAGACGGUGCUUAUUGUUGGGGCGAGCGUGUCGGGGAGCGAGAUUGCGAGGGAUGUGGCGCCGUUUGUGCGGAAGUUGUAUGUUAGUCGCAAGGACUACGUUUGGGAGAAACUGCACCCGUUCCAGCGCCGCUCGUUCAAGCGCUUGCCGGAGAGCGCUGAGGUUGUACCCGAGAUCAAGUCGUUUGGCCCGUUGGAGGAGGAUGUGCAGGGUAUCCAGUCGGGCAAGAUUACGUUCAUCAAUGGGUCGGUUAUUGAAGGCGUCGACGAGGUCAUCCUUGCUACGGGAUACGCGCGCGUGAACAGGCUUUUGGCUCAAGUCUCGCAAGACAGUACCCGCACGGAACAGCGCCAGCGCCCGAAACGCAACACGCACUGGACAGGCCACUACAUCCCCGACCCCACGCUCGCCUUCACCAACACCCGCCCAUGGACAACACUCCGCUACCAAGCUCUCGGCCUCGCGAAGAUCUGGGAAGGCACGGCCCGUCUGCCGAACGAGGCUGAGCUGUGGAGGCAGUACAAUGAGACGCGGUGGAAUUACUUUUGGUCGUUUUGGGGUACGGAGCGGAGUGAAGCGCUUGUUCGGCAGUGGGUCACCUACCUCAACAACGAGUCCCUCGAGCUUGGCGGACGGCUCGUUGAUACGUUCCCAUCCGAACGCCGCGAAGAGUUCGCGUACUACAUGACGCUCGACGUGCAGGAGUCCUACAUCACGCUCGAGAACUUUACACGGUUCGAGGACGUGCCUGCUUCGGAGUGGGGGAAGGACGAGAAGAGCACGAAUUUGGUGGAUAAGGGACGUGAGCUCGACUAUGAUUUCGGAGAGUACGGGCUCUGGUAG